Haplochromis burtoni (Burton's mouthbrooder) is the source of this 1539-nucleotide messenger RNA. RefSeq names its product protein C-ets-1. Gene Ontology annotation, cellular component: nucleus. Gene Ontology annotation, molecular function: sequence-specific DNA binding; DNA-binding transcription factor activity, RNA polymerase II-specific. Bases 1 to 1272 code for a protein of 423 amino acids. The transcript has 8 exons. Gene Ontology annotation, biological process: regulation of transcription by RNA polymerase II; cell differentiation. NCBI's taxonomy places the organism in Eukaryota, Metazoa, Chordata, Actinopteri, Cichliformes, Cichlidae. The record is from RefSeq and is a predicted model, not a curated record.
AUGGAUGGCAACACUUACGAGUUUGAUGUCCUAGAGGUCCCCCCCCUCACCCCAACCAGUAAGGAGGUCUUCACUCAGGCUGUGAAAGCCAGCUUUGCAGGCUUCACUCAGGAGAGAAUCAGCUGUCACUUUCCACAGGAUCCUAGGUUGUGGUCGAAGUGGGAGGUGAACCACUGGCUGGACUGGUGCCAGGCUGAGUUUGGGCUCUGCUGCCUGGGCUCAGACCUCAGAGGUCUGGAUGGCAGCGAGCUGUGUGGUCUUGACCAAGAGGCUUUCCUGGGCCUGCUGUCUGACUCCACUGCAGGAGAAAUCCUGUGGGAGCACCUGGAGACCAUGAGGAGAGAAAAUUACUCAGAGAUUGAGGGAUGCUCAGACAGAGAUAAUUACCACAUUCAGUACCAUCCCAGUGAGAGCUCAGACCUCCACGAUCUGGAACCAAUGAGUGUGCAGCAUGGAGGCCACUAUCCAGCCUAUUCACGUGACAGCAACAACAUUAGCUCUGCAGCCCCGCUGCAGGAAAUACGAGGGAAUGGAGGUGAGACAGAUCACAUGAUAAUGAGUCAUCAGUUGAAUAAAAAGCAUUACAGUCAGAAUUGCUCCACAAAGGGAAAAAGACCCAAUAUGGACAAAAACAUCCACUUUGCAGUUAGAGGACUUACAGCUGACGUGGAAUAUAAUAAUCGUUUCAUGGUCGAUGGGUCUUGGAGCCAGGGUUGGACAGGCUCAGAAGUGGAGAGUGUUCUUGGGGAUGAGUCUGCCGCUGUGGGCACUCAAUCAUGGGCUGCUCCGCACCAUGACGUCCAGCCAGUAAUGGAAGAGAGCAUGUCUGAAAAUGCCUUCAUGUUACCUCAGCAACAGAGGAACUUCAGGGAAUGUGCAGGCAGCAAAACUGAUCUGGAGACAGCUGUAAUACCAGUAGCAGUUCUUGCUGGCUACACUGGCAGUGGGCCCAUUCAGCUCUGGCAGUUUCUGCUGGAGCUUCUGACAGACCGCAGCUGUCAGUCGUGCAUAAGCUGGACAGGAAAUGGCUGGGAGUUCAAACUGACGGAUCCUGACGAGGUGGCACUGCUGUGGGGUCGCAGGAAGAACAAACCUAAGAUGAAUUAUGAGAAGCUGAGCCGUGGUUUGCGCUACUACUAUGACAAGAACAUUAUUCGCAAAACCGCUGGCAAGCGCUACGUCUAUCGCUUCGUAUGCAACCUGCAAGGCCUUCUUGGAUAUGAGCCUGGGGAGCUGCAUGCCACACUGGAUAUCAGCAGUAAGAGUCUAUAGUGAGGCAAGAAAAAGGAACAGUACUUGUUAAGCGUCUUAUAGUUUUCACUUUACAUGACACAGCUCAGCGCAUAUGCUUGUUUGACGACAUGGAAGUGGUGUACCACUUUAUCUCUGUCACUGUCAAAUAAUAGAAAUCAAUUCAUGUCAGUUCAUUUUAAAAGUUAUUUAUUCCUCUGUGAAUAGUUAAGGCACAUGGACUCGUUUAGCAAUCCUUUGUAUAUUUAACUUAUACUAUAAACAUCAAUUAAAAGAAAUAAAAUCAAU